AUGUCGGACGAUAUGGCGAGUCACUACCAGGUGAUGGAGGAGCUGGGCAGCGGCAGUUUUGGAACUGUUUACAAAGCAAUUGACAAGACCGACGGCGAGAUUGUUGCCAUUAAACACAUCGAUCUCGAAUCCAGUGAAGAUGAUAUCCAGGAAAUUCAACAGGAGAUUUCUGUCCUGGCUACCUGCGCGAGUGCCUACGUUACACAAUACAAGGCCAGUUUCCUUAAGGGGCACAAGCUAUGGAUUGUUAUGGAAUACCUCGGAGGUGGUUCUUGUUUGGACCUGCUAAAACCAGGAAGUUUCAAUGAAGCCCACGUCGCAAUCGUCUGCCGCGAACUUCUCCAGGGAUUAGAUUACUUGCACAGCGAAGGCAAGAUUCACCGGGAUGUCAAAGCCGCCAAUGUCCUGCUUUCUCAGACUGGAAAGGUCAAGCUGGCCGACUUUGGAGUGGCCGCACAGCUGGUCAACAUCAAAUCACAGCGCAAUACAUUUGUCGGAACUCCAUUCUGGAUGGCGCCGGAAGUUAUCCAGCAGGCUGGAUAUGACUUCAAGGCGGAUAUUUGGUCAUUGGGUAUUACAGCCAUUGAAAUGAUCAACGGCGAGCCACCCCAUGCCAGCACACACCCUAUGAAAGUGCUCUUUUUGAUUCCGAAGAACCCCGCCCCUCGCCUCGAGGGCAAUGAAUACAGCAACACAUUCAAAGACUUCAUUGCGCAGUGUCUUACGAAAGAUCCAGAUCGCCGCCCGAGUGCAAAGGAGCUUCUCCGACACAAAUUCAUUCGGAAUGCUGGCAAGCCCGAGGCACUCCAAGAGCUCAUCCAUCGCAAGCAAGACUGGGAUGGUGGUCGUGGUGUGUCCAAGAACGUCAAAUAUUAUGCCGAGUCUCUGAACACUAUGACCAGGCCUGAGGAGGAUGACGACGAAGACUGGGUCUUUGACACCGUCAAGGCCCCCAGUAUGUGGGUGCCCAAGGGUACAGACUGGACGACAUUAGAUGAGGAGGAGGAGAACACUGAUCCUGCCGAGCUCAUGGAGGACAUGCAUAUCUCGCAGCCUCCACCUCCUCCCAAGCACCAGGCCAACUCGACCGUUCGACGAAUUCCUACAGAACGAUCACCUUCUGUCCGCCGGGCGAACACCAAGCGCCGCUCCAGUGGUAUCAAACAACCACUUGGUUUGGACUUGAGCUACGGUAACAGUCCAUCUACUGUUAGACAGUUCCGUCGGGUAUCAGACAAGGUCCCCGCCGAUGUCAAAUCUCCAAAGCAGGCUUUUGACGAAAAUGUCAGCCCGAAGGUCAUGUCCACCGACUCGUCUAGCAAGGAGGCUCAAAUUGGACGACGGGCAUACAGCAAAGCCGUCGGACUCUCCUGCCAGGAGGUAUUGUCGACAACUGGAGACGGUGAUAAGCGUGAAGCUAUCUCCAGACUGGCCGAGGCCUGGAGUGACCUGGAAAUGGUCGAUCCAGAGGGUCUCUACCACAUCGUCAGAAUUAUGAACGAGAAACUCCAAGCUGACUCCCGUCUAUCAACUCUCCUCCCACCUACUCAACCCGACUCUCCCUCUCGCCCUCGCCUCGUUUUGGCUCAAAACAACCCUCACCUGAAAAGCCACAAGCGUCGCCAAUCCUACGUCCCCGAAACUCAACCCCAAUCUCCCACAUCCAACCUACCUGGCCAGUCCGUUCCCGGAAUGGAACAUACCAAACAACUCUCCGACGUCCUCUACACGCGCUGGUCUGAGGGUCUUCGCAACCGCUGGGGUGGCAUCUAA
Penicillium arizonense is the source of this 1773-nucleotide messenger RNA. Its product is annotated as STE20 family serine/threonine-protein kinase. The coding region runs from base 1 to 1773 and encodes 590 amino acids. Gene Ontology annotation, molecular function: ATP binding; protein kinase activity. NCBI's taxonomy places the organism in Eukaryota, Fungi, Ascomycota, Eurotiomycetes, Eurotiales, Aspergillaceae. The record is from RefSeq and is a predicted model, not a curated record. Gene Ontology annotation, biological process: protein phosphorylation. The transcript is spliced from 5 exons.